CUCUGAAAUCUCCCAAUUGUUGCCGAGUGGACUUGAUUGAUCUACCUCUACUACAGUGUCCUUGGAUCUGGACUUUGCUGUCGAAGCUGUAAGUCGCUCCGAAAUUUUCUUUCUCGCCCACAAUAGCCCCCCGCUUGCUUCACAUGAUGAGACAACUAGCUGGCACCAGUCAGAGCAAGUUGGAUAUUCGUAUCCUUCUUAAUGCUGAUUAGCUUCCUGAUCCGGGAACGCUACCCAGAUCCUGAAUUUUGUUGCAUCCAUCUAGCACUAUUUUCACCUCACCUGUGGAGAAAACAAUUGCUAAUUUGGAUGCUUGUUAGCAGAACUUCUAGCGUUGAAGAUAUAAAAGCCAAGCCACACCCUGAUUCCAUCUCGGUAUCUCAGUCUGGCAGCAGAGACUUUUCCUUUUUUUUUUUUUCUCUCUCUCCACGAUUAAACGUAUAACUUAAUACCCAAAUAUCCACCACCAUGGUUCUUCACAACCCCAACAACUGGCAUUGGGUCAACAAGGAUGCUUCCGGAUGGGCCAAGAAUUAUCUAAACGAGAAACUCCGUGCGGUUUCAGCCGAGGGAGAUGGAGUCACCGCGAAGGUGUCGAAUGUACUGACGAUGGAUGGCGACGUAGAUGUCAGCCAAAGAAAGGGCAAGGUCAUCACCUUGUUCGAUGUGAAGCUGCAGUUGGAAUAUGAAGGUAAGACUAAGGAAGAGGAGGCUGUGAGUGGGACUAUCACGAUUCCCGAGGUAGCCCACGACACAGAGGAAGAUGAGUAUGUCUUCGAGAUCGAAAACUACUCAGAUUCUUCCUCCAAGCAGCCCGUGAAGGAUCUUGUGCGCUCGAAGCUAGUCCCACAGCUCAGGACAGAACUGGCUAAGCUUGCCCCUGCCCUGGUCGCUGAACAUGGGAAAGAUCUCCAGCACGCCCCCGGUGUGAAUCCCUCCAGCGGAUUUACGAAGGCGACAUCCUACCCUCAAUCUACCAAGAAGGAAGUCUCCGCUCCAAAGACCGAGACUACAACUACUGCCGCUAAGGUUUCUGUCAACACCGUUACGGUGACUGCUUCAGAUGAAUUCCGUACAACGGCUGAGGAGCUCUUCAAGACCUUCACCGAACCUGAGCGUCUUACAGCUUUCACUCGUGGCGCACCACGCCAAUUUGAUGGUGCUCAAGUUGGUGGCAAGUUCUCGAUUUUCGAUGGAAAUGUCACCGGUGAAUUUGUGAAGCUCGACUCGCCCAAACUGCUGGUUCAGAAAUGGCGCUUGGCUCAGUGGCCUGCGGGUCAUUUCAGUACUCUCGAGAUCAACUUUGAUCAGAACGACGUUGAUGGUGUCACUCAAAUGCGUGUGUCAUGGACCGGCGUUCCUGCUGGCCAGGAGGAUGUCACCAAACAGAACUGGGAGCUUUACUACGUGCGAAGCAUCAAGCAGACUUUCGGGUAUGUUGAUCCCUGCCUCGUAUUACAACCAAUUGCUUCCUUACCAUCUCCCUCCAGAUCUCGCUCAUUUGCCUGGGGACAGUUGCUGAUUACAAUGUUUGUUUUUCUUCUUGGUAUAGGUUUGGCACUAUUCUCUGAUCACCUACGGACAUAUUGGACAAGUUCGUGAUAUAGAAUUAGAUUCUCUGUGGUAUGGGAAGGAAACAACCC
Molecule: messenger RNA, 1643 nt
Organism: Aspergillus versicolor CBS 583.65
Lineage: Eukaryota; Fungi; Ascomycota; Eurotiomycetes; Eurotiales; Aspergillaceae
Product: AHA1 family protein
Exons: 3
Coding region: 469-1602 (377 amino acids)
Biological process (GO): positive regulation of ATP-dependent activity; protein folding
Cellular component (GO): cytosol
Molecular function (GO): protein-folding chaperone binding; ATPase activator activity
Source: RefSeq, a predicted model, not a curated record